AUGCCCAAGGGAACUCCCCAAGCAUCCCACGAGGCGAUGCAAAAAAAAGCCACCGGCAAGGACCUCAACACCAUCCACGAUCAAAAGACACAACUCGGCACAUACCAGGCCGCCACGCCCCUAGUGCGACAACGGCGCAAAAACACCCAACACAAUAACAAACCCACCAACACGGCAGACAUGGUGGCCCAUACACACCAGGCAGACACUAGGAGAACCAAAAACUGCAACGACACCAGGGACGACGAAAGGCCCCCAAACUCGGUCAAAAAAGAGACGAACCAGAAGAGCACCACCCCACCCAAUCCACCCAAGAAAACUUGCAAGCACAGACGAGACGCGGUCAAAUUCGCCAAAAACCGACAAAAAGCCAAAAACAAGAAACACGCGUCGGCCGCCGUGAACCACAGCGACUCAGAAUGGGAGCCAGAAACCCCACAUCGGCCCAACUGA
Messenger RNA from Aspergillus vadensis CBS 113365, 453 nucleotides. Its product is annotated as phosphatidyl synthase. Lineage: Eukaryota; Fungi; Ascomycota; Eurotiomycetes; Eurotiales; Aspergillaceae. The record is from RefSeq and is a predicted model, not a curated record. The transcript has a single exon. Bases 1 to 453 code for a protein of 150 amino acids.